GUUUAGUUUGUGAAACAUUGCUGUCUAUUGCGGUUUAAAUUAUAAAUCGUUGGUGAAAUGUGUUGUGAAUCUGAAAAGUGAAAAGAAAAUACCGCAACACUUCACUGUUACUAUUCAAAUUGUUUGCCCUAACCAUUUAUUUGAAAGCAAAUAUGCAAAUUAACUAAACAAUCGCCUUGUGCCGUAAGAAAUAGCUUAAUAAUCAGCUAAAUAGGAAAACAAGAAAAAAAAUUAUCUAAAAAUGUUUUUCAAUUUGAAUUUCAAACUGUUGUGUAUGAUCUGCGUUAGUGCCGUAUCUGUCUGUAAUCAGUUGAAAUCGCAAAAGAACAAAAGUAACAGCAUAAACAGCAGCAGCAGUAGUUGUUAAGUAAAGUAAAGUGGGAAGUGAAAAAACGUCGACAAAAGAUAAGUCGAAAGCGCCUCACAACGCGUCGCGUCGCGUUUUCUCAACCCGUAUCAAAUUGCGCUUUUAAGCGCUUCGAGUCGCGCCAAGUACGGCUUUAAAUCGAGUUUAUCAGCGAGUAGAAAUAAAUAGACAACAACAACAACAAUCACUGUCCUUCCGUCUAAAUUGAGCCCCCUUGUGCGCAAGUUAAAUCGAAUUAACUCUCAAUCGUGUUCGUAUCGCGUCGUGUCGCGGCACACAACUGCGUUACUAAAAAGAAAACAAAUACGUCACAUUUCAUACAGAAUCAGAAUCCAACAACUGAGUUGCUGAGUUGCUUGUAUGUUGACAUUCCGCUACUUAGAUUCUAAGUAAAGCAUUCAAUUGGAUUAAGUUGACCUUCAGAGGCAAUUCUAGCAGCCAAGCAAAUAUCACAAAGCGUACCGCAUUACGCUUCGUGUCCAAUACACUUGUCCGCCACUUGUUCCUCCUACCUUCAUUUCGCUGCAUUUCAUCACAGUACUUCCAGCGUUAAACAGCAUGGCGACAAAUACCGAAAUUCUACCCUUUCAUCAUCACACGACCAUUUCCCUACAAACUGCCGCUGCACUCACUAGCUACCAUGGCGGUGGUAGUGGUGGUGGUGGUGGCGGUAGCGGAGGCGGUGGCGGCAGCGUUGGCAAUCACAGCAACGGCCCACCCGCUGGUGCAGUACUUCCAACCGCCACUCAAUUGGCCGCAGCCGCUUGGAAUAUGGAAGAUUGCCUAUACCAACAGACUGAACUUCCCGCCCUCACACAGCGCGCCCAUCAUUUGUUGCGUUUCACACCGUAUGCGUUGCAUCAUCGCUCCCAACUGCAGACACUACCAUCCGCGUUGUACCUCCAGCAGGCUGCGGCUGCUGCAGCUGCUGCGGCCGCACAUGCGCAGCACCACCAUCAUCAUCAUCACCAUCACCACCACCAACAUCGACCCGCAUCGCCGGAGAGUCCGCCACCUAUUGAGGGUACACAUAUUAGCAAUCUCUUCCCCGAAAUUCUCGAGAUGAUUUUCCAGAAGUUAACGGUACGCGAUUUGGGUCGUGCCGCGCAAGUAUGUGUUGCUUGGCGCGACGCCGCAUACGCCAAGAGUGUAUGGAAAGGUGUUGAGGCCAAGUUGCAUCUAAAGCGUUCCAGUCCUAGUCUCUUCAAUUCACUGGUGCGUCGAGGCAUAAAAAAAGUGCAGAUACUGUCGCUGCGGCGUUCACUUAAGGAUCUCGUGCUCGGCGUGCCAUCACUAGUCUCGCUUAAUUUGAGCGGUUGCUUCAAUGUGGCUGAUCUGAAUUUGGGUCAUGCCUUCUCUGUGGAUCUGCCGAAUCUGAAAGUACUCGAUUUGUCCCUGUGCAAACAGAUUACCGAUACGAGUUUGGGACGCAUUGCGCAGCAUCUGAAGAACUUGGAGACACUUGAACUCGGCGGUUGCUGCAACAUAACGAAUACCGGUUUGCUGCUCAUCGCGUGGGGUCUGAAAAAACUGAAGCACUUAAAUUUACGUUCCUGUUGGCACAUCAGCGAUCAGGGUAUCGGACAUUUGGCCGGCCUGAGCAAAGAGACCGCUGAGGGUAAUCUAGAGUUGGAGUAUCUGGGUUUGCAGGAUUGCCAACGACUCAGCGACGAAGCGCUCGGUCAUAUAGCACAAGGUCUAUCGUCACUAAAAUCCAUCAACCUGAGCUUUUGCGUCUCCGUCACGGACAGUGGCCUCAAGCACUUGGCACGUAUGCCUAAACUUGAACAACUUAAUCUACGUUCCUGCGACAACAUCUCCGACAUUGGUAUGGCGUACCUCACCGAAGGGGGCAGUGGUAUUACCUCACUCGACGUCAGUUUCUGCGACAAGAUCAGCGAUCAGGCGCUCACACACAUCGCACAGGGCCUCUAUCGGCUCCGUUCGCUCAGUCUGAAUCAGUGCCAAAUUACCGAUCAGGGUAUGUUGAAGAUCGCAAAGUCACUACAGGAACUAGAAAAUCUUAAUAUUGGACAAUGUAGUCGCAUAACGGACAAGGGACUAGAAACACUCGCGCAAGAUCUGGUAAAUUUGAAGACGAUUGAUCUGUACGGUUGCACGCAAUUAUCCUCCAAGGGUAUCGAUGUGAUUAUGAAAUUGCCGAAGUUGUUAAAACUGAAUCUUGGACUGUGGCUCGUAAGAUGAUGCGUUCAACGCAGCAAACACAAACAAUACGCAAAUUGGGUUGCACGACAUCGUCGACUGGAGGGUAUUUCAAAAGUAGGAUGGUAUAAGAAUUUGGUUAAUCGGAGAAUUCACAGCGGUAACGAAGGGCGAGUAAUAAAGAGUAAGAUGAAGGAAGAGCUUGCGCUCCUCGGGCGGGUGUGUUUCCUCGACAGUCGAUUCCACGUUGUCGGAACGAACCGGAUUUUAAUCCGGCCAAGGUCUGUCACUGCAGCAGCGUUCCCCAAAAAAGUAUGGGGUAUGUUUAUGAGCUUACAACAACAAUAACAACAAGGCGGGUGCGUAAUGCGAAGUUAUUACCGAAAUUGAUCACACCCAAAUAUCACUUUUAACCAAAAAUUCUUCUUCUUCUUAAUUGGCGCGAUAACCGCUUACGCGAUUUUGGCCGAGUUUAACAAAGCGCGCCAGUCGUUUCUUUCUCGUGCUAACCGGCGGCAAUUGGACACACCAAGUGAAGCCAAGUCCUUCUCCACCUGAUCUUUCCAACGCAGAGGAGGCCUUCCUCUUCCUCUACUACCACCAGCUGGUACCGCAUCGAAUACUUUCAAAGCCGGAGCGUUUGUAUCCAUUCGGACGACAUGACCCAGCCAACGAAGCCGCUGGAUCUUUAUUCGCUGCGCUAUGUCUAUGUCGUCGUAAAGCUCAUACAGCUCAUCGUUCCAUCGUCUGCGAUAUUCGCCGUUGCCAACGUGCAAAGGUCCAAAAAUCUUACGCAGAAUCUUUCUCUCGAACACUCCAACCGUCGCUUCAUCGGAUGUUGUCAUCGUCCAAGCUUCUGCGCCAUACGUUAGGACGGGCAUGAUGAGAGUCUUGUAGAGUGUUAGUUUUGUUCGUCGAGAGAGGACUUUACUGCUCAGUUGCCUACUUAGUCCAAAGUAGCACUUGUUGGCAAGAGAGAUUCUACGUUGGGUUUCAAGGCUGACAUUGUUAUCGGUGUUACGCGAGUGCGCCGACUGUUUGUUUGAAGACAGGAGGUACUUCGUUUUGUCCUCGUUCACCACCAAACCCAUUCGCUUUGCCUCUUUAUCCAGUUUGGAGAAGGCAGAACUCACAGCGCGGUUGUUAAGGAACGCAAGCGUUCAACUCUGGCGAGUUUUUUGUUGCUGCAUCCCACCUAACGGCCCCAUAGGAAAUAAACCUGCACGAAGAAUGGGCCAACGAGCAAACGGCUGAGACCCUGAACCGAGAAUUAUGCAGCAAAGCAGCAAUAAAUAAUUAUACAAAUACACACGAGUGCGCGCAUACAAACGCAUGCAGACGCACACAGAUAAAUAGAUUGUAAGGCGAACAUGCAAACCGGCCGACAGCGAGCAAAUAAGCGCACGAGGCGCUACCGGACCGAAAGCAAUGCAGAUGGGAUGUAGAGAGGAGGCGAAAAGGCAACUUUGCAGAAGGGUGAAUAAUAUUUAAAAAAUAAAAUUCCUAAAUAAGCUGGAAAAAAAUUACCACAAAAAAACAAACGUGUUGAAAAUAACAAAAGAGAAAAAACAAAAACAAGAAAGCCAACACAACAGACAAACUCAAGAGCAGCAGCCACAGCAACAAAACUAAGGUACAACAACAAUAAACGUGGCGGCAACGCAUGCAUGACUUUCGUUUCCCAUAAACCCGCCGUGUACUAAAUUUAAAACAGCAAUGAAGAAUCCAAUAAAAAACGCGAAUAGCAAAACUAAAAAACAAAAAAAAUGUAAAAAAAAAAAUAAAAUAAAAAACGGAUUAAACAGCAACGGCAACAAGAACAUCAGCGGCUUCAGCUAAAACAGCAACAACAACAAUUAACUUGUGCGCAGAGUCAGACACGCAAUGCAGCGCAGUCAAACAGGCAGGCAGACAGAUAGAUAGUCCACUGGUAUUGGGACAGACAACAGACCAGCUGCAUAGCCAAGCAGCCAGACAGACAAACAACCAAAACCAUGGACACAUGUGUGCCGAAGAGUGCCUAUGUAUGCAAGUAUGACGUAUGUAUGUAUGUAUGUAGCUGCACUGGAAUCAUGACUACUACGGCCAAAGCGCGCAUGCAUGGUUGCCUUAAUGGUUUGCGGACAGCCUGGCUGCUAGAGUGCCUGGUGGAGCGGUAGUGAGGCGUGCAUCGGAAGGCUUAGUUGGCAUGCCAUGGCAUGGCAGUCCUCCAACCAACCAACACGGCUUGACUUGGUUGCAUGGAUGGCUAACCACUUGCAUUGGUUUGCGAUGGCGGCUGACCGCCUUGGUUUCGUUUAUUCUGAGCAUUACAUACACGGCUAUGUGCAUAUGUAUGUAUGUUUAUUUGGGAUGCAUGCAGUCGGUAAAUAUCGCGGCGGUGGUAGGGGUGGGAUUGAGCGAUGAGUUGAGGAAAUGUAAAGAUCUAUGCGCUGGACAUAAAGCUUAUUGUUGCCAGAUUACUGAAGGAUGCAAGUGUGGAUAAGGAAAAAAUCCAGAGCAACAAAAAACACAAAACGUAGAAGAGAAGUUUAUUAAAGUGUUUGAAUAAAUUGAUAAAAGUCGUUUGCAUGCUGAUCGUAGCGGCAAAUGUUUAGGCGAUAUUAAUAUAACAACAACAUGAAAGAAAAUCGAGCCACGAAAGCCACGCUCGGUCGGUCAGCUGUUAAAGAGACAACAACAACAUGCUUGCCAAAGCGAACGCAGUCAUUAACAACAACGAGCAACAAUAGAAGGAAAUUCAACAAUAAAAAAGAAGCAGCGCGACAAAACGCGAAAGUACGCGAAACCUACUCGGCCAAAACGCGAAGGAAGAGCGCAAUAACAACUUGCACUGAACAGUGCCCACCCCAGCAGUAGAGGAGGGGCAUUUAGUGGAGAUUUGGAGCGACAACAGCAAUCGAAACAACAGCGCAACACCGCCACAGUGGCAGCACAACAAUAACAACAUCAACACCAAUAGCAGCAGCAAAAUGGCGGAGGCGUCAGCGGCACCAACAACAAGAACAACAACCGUGAGUGCAGUGAAACGCAGCCGUGCAAGGCUCACUUUUCAGGCGUAUUUAGCAUACCCAGCUGAGGUAGAGCUUAUUUCAGACGGCACCGGAACAAGGCGAAGUUUAAGGCAUAGUAGCAAUAGCAUUAGCACUAAAAGCAACAACAACAACAGCCGAAGUAAAUGCACGCGCGACCCUCACUGUUGGCGCAAAAAAACAAAAAAUUGAGAAAAAAAUACAAAAAUAAAGAAAUGAAUUAAAAUAAACACCCGCACACCUGCAAAUCAUUGGCAAGCAAGUACAUACAAUAAGAAACAAACUGAAUAAAUCGGCGGUAACAAAAAAAAAAACAGAAAAAAAAUGCCAAAUACAACACUCUCGUAAAAGCAAAAAGAACAUAACAACACAGCCACCACUAAUAGUAGAAAAAAAAAUGAUAACCAACCAGACUUCAAAAAACAAAAACACAAACAAUGACGCGCC
Molecule: messenger RNA, 6009 nt
Organism: Anastrepha ludens (Mexican fruit fly)
Lineage: Eukaryota; Metazoa; Arthropoda; Insecta; Diptera; Tephritidae
Gene: Ppa
Product: F-box/LRR-repeat protein 14
Exons: 1
Coding region: 926-2572 (548 amino acids)
Biological process (GO): SCF-dependent proteasomal ubiquitin-dependent protein catabolic process
Cellular component (GO): SCF ubiquitin ligase complex
Molecular function (GO): protein binding
Source: RefSeq, a predicted model, not a curated record